UUCUCGCUCACCGUCGUCAGUUUGAAUGAACUUUAUUGCCAACUGUGUUUUGUAACUCGUUCAACAUGGGGUCACGGGUUGCGCGUAUGUUCAGAAAUUUCAACCUGGAGAACCGGGUUCACCGAGAAAUCUCCAAGGAGAAGCCGCGAGCCGCACCCCGCCACGAGGCCGACCUCGCGCGCUCCUCCGGCGGUUCCGUAGCCGCGGAGACAGCGGAGUCGCUAAGCCAGAAGAACGCCCCUCUGCUGGGCCUCCUGCGUUCCGUGUAUGUGGAGUCCAAGGACCCGGCAGCAGCAGAGGCAUCAGAGGAGGUGAGCGUGGGAACAGAAGGGGAGCGGCGGCCGCUCUGGUAUAGUGUGCCGGGGGACCAGUAUGGCCUGGUGGAGCUCUCAGACGUUCCUAAAGGCAAGCUGACCAUCGCUGAGACUCUGAAAGCCCUGGGCAGCCACCAGCGGCAGCCUCAGACAUGGACACCGGGAAAGAUCGCUCAGGAAUAUUCUCUGGACUUGAAGGACACAAAAGCUCUCCUGGAGUUCUUCAUCCCCUUCCAGGUUCACAUCAUACCACCCAAGACUGAGAGUGCCAAGCAGAUAAAGGCUUCCUAAGACUGGAUUGUAGGUGAAAGGUAGCUCAUGUAAAUCCCAGAGACUUCAGAGCAUCUAACCCUACCCCCCAUGCUCACCCCCAAGACCCUGACCCCCCCUCAGUGCUGUUCCUGACAAUCCUGCUGCACAGGCAGUUCAGAGGCCAUGUAUGAGAGCUCACAUAGUACAUCAUUAGAUUCUCCCGGAUAAAUCUGUCGUCGGCAAACACAAAUACAUUGAAGCACGGCAAGACGCAGCUGAGGGGAAACCGUCCAUCGCUGAUCUUAGUAUUUACUCCUGUGCUCCUCUGUCACCUGUCAAAAUGUCCUCUGGGGGAAGGCUGAAUUUAAAAUGUUCUGCCCAGCUCAUUACAUCAUGAUCACCAGAUUGAAUAAAACAUGUUUGGGUUUAAGUAAAAUAAAUAAUAAAUAAUUGCUGUGUUGUUGGAAAAAACA
Molecule: messenger RNA, 1039 nt
Organism: Eleginops maclovinus (Patagonian blennie)
Lineage: Eukaryota; Metazoa; Chordata; Actinopteri; Perciformes; Eleginopidae
Gene: ndufaf4
Product: NADH:ubiquinone oxidoreductase complex assembly factor 4
Exons: 3
Coding region: 66-605 (179 amino acids)
Biological process (GO): mitochondrial respiratory chain complex I assembly
Cellular component (GO): mitochondrion
Source: RefSeq, a predicted model, not a curated record